CGGAAGUCCCGUUCCCUCCGCCAGCAAGGUGGCGGCUCUCGGGAUCGUACUUCCGGCAGGAGCUCCCGGGACCGAGCAGCAGGCCUGGAGACCCGUGUGUCCCGCAUCCCAUUGGCCAUGGAAGGCAUUGGUUUGGGCCACCAGCCUCUCAGGUGAGGCCUGUCCUGGACUCUGUUGACCCGAGGAGUCAUGGCGGCAAGGGCAGACUCUCUGGCCAGGAGACAACGGCCUUGUUGAGCGUCAGGGUCCAGCUUGGUGCACCUCCGUGUGCCACCUUCAAGAGAGGCACCUGUCCCCGCCGGGCCUCCACGGAUGGGGAGGUGGGCCGUGGACGUGGCCUUUGUGUGGAAGGCGCUGCUGACACUGGGCCUGGUCCUUCUGUACUACGGCUUCUCCAUCGGUAUCACCUUCUACAACAAAUGGCUGACCAAGAGCUUCCACUUCCCCCUGUUCAUGACGAUGCUGCACCUGGCUGUGAUCUUCCUCUUCUCCGCCCUGUCCAGGGCACUCGUUCAGUGCUCCAGCCACAGGGCGCGCGUGGUGCUAAGCUGGGCUGACUACCUCAGACGAGUGGCCCCCACGGCGCUCGCGACGGCCCUUGACGUGGGCUUGUCCAACUGGAGCUUCCUCUACAUCACCGUUUCACUGUACACGAUGACCAAAUCCUCCGCUGUCCUCUUCAUCUUGAUCUUCUCUCUGAUCUUCAAGCUGGAGGAGCUGCGCGCAGCUCUGGUCCUGGUGGUCCUGCUCAUCGCUGGUGGCCUCUUCAUGUUCACCUACAAAUCCACGCAGUUCAAUGUGGAGGGCUUUGCCCUGGUGCUGGGGGCUUCGUUCAUCGGUGGCAUCCGCUGGACCCUCACACAGAUGCUGCUGCAGAAGGCUGAGCUUGGCCUCCAGAACCCCAUUGACACCAUGUUCCACCUGCAGCCGCUCAUGUUUCUGGGCCUCUUCCCUCUCUUUGCCGUGUUUGAAGGUCUCCAUUUGUCCACGUCUGAGAAACUCUUCCGUUUCCAGGACACGGGGCUGCUGCUGCGGGUGCUCGGCAGCCUCUUGCUGGGCGGGAUUCUCGCCUUUGGUCUGGGCUUCUCUGAGUUCCUGCUGGUCUCCAGGACCUCCAGCCUCACCCUCUCCAUUGCCGGCAUCUUCAAGGAAGUCUGCACUCUGCUGCUGGCUGCUCAUCUGCUGGGUGAUCAGAUUAGCCUGGUGAACUGGCUGGGCUUUGCCCUCUGCCUCCUCGGAAUAUCCCUGCACGUGGCCCUCAAAGCCCUGCACUCCCGAGGUGACAGUGGCCCCAAGACCCCGAAAAGCCUGGGCUCCAGCCCCGACCUGGAGCUGCUGCUUCGGAGCAGCCCACAGGAGGAAGAGGAUGGCCGGGAGGAGGAGUACUUCGUGGCACAAGGACAGCAGUGACCACCGGGUUGGCCAGCACAGGAACA
Ochotona princeps (American pika) is the source of this 1436-nucleotide messenger RNA. It is a transcript of the gene SLC35H1, whose product is annotated as solute carrier family 35 member C2. The transcript has 10 exons. NCBI's taxonomy places the organism in Eukaryota, Metazoa, Chordata, Mammalia, Lagomorpha, Ochotonidae. The record is from RefSeq and is a predicted model, not a curated record. The coding region runs from base 313 to 1410 and encodes 365 amino acids. Gene Ontology annotation, cellular component: cis-Golgi network; Golgi apparatus; endoplasmic reticulum-Golgi intermediate compartment. Gene Ontology annotation, biological process: UDP-glucose transmembrane transport. Gene Ontology annotation, molecular function: antiporter activity.